CACUGUCAUUACCACAAUGGCAAAGAUGAACACAGGCAUCGCUUAUGUUAUCUUGACCCGGCGGCCAUCUCUGCAAUCUUUUGGCCGCCGGCGCCCUUGCGGGGUUGCUAUCAUCAUCACCAGCAAGACAGUUUCACCAUGCCGGAUGGCGGGCUCAACCGUGGGCUUCGACGGUAUCGUCGAUGGCUCGGACAUAAAUUGGCAUCAUGUCUCAUCUCUACAAUUCCCAAGCAGAGCAACACUGCAGUCUUGGUUACACCCUUGCCACCAUGACGCUCCACGAAAGAAUCAAGUCCAAAACCACCAGGCAAGGUUGGGUUCUACCUCGUCAGACCACUUCCUUUGCCGACCCUGGAGCCUGGACCAACGUUGACUGCGAUGUCACCCCCCUCAAUCGUCGGACCUGGUCGGCAUGGACCAUGUUUGGAUACUGGUUCAGUGAUGCACUCAACGCCCAAAGCUGGAUGGCACCCGCUUCCAUCAUCGCUCUCGGGCUCACCUGGCGUGAGGCCAUUGUUUGCAUCAUCUUUGGCAGUCUCGUCUGCACUGUUCCCCUGGUGUUGAAUGGCAUGGUCGGUGCUCGGCUUCAUAUCCCCUUUCCCGUCGCCAUGAGAGCCUCGUUUGGCUGGUACUUCUCUCGAUUUGCAGUAGUGACGAGGGCUAUCACGGCCUUGUUCUGGCAUGCUAUUCAGACUUACACCGGAUCGACUGCCAUGACACAGAUCAUCCGAUCCAUUUGGCCAUCCUAUCUCGAUAUUCCCAACAACAUUCCAGAUAGUGUUGGAAUCACCACGCAGGGAAUGAUAUCGCACUUGAUCUUCUGGCUAGUGCAGUUUCCUAUCCUGCUCAUCCCGCCGCACAAGCUCAAGUGGUUCUUUGUAGCCAAGUGUGUGCUUGUCAUCACUACCUCGGUUGCCGUGGUCAUCACAAUGACGUCCAAGGCUGGUGGUGCAGGGGAUAUCUGGAACCUUCCGUAUGGUGUUCAUGGCACGGAUAGAUCAUGGCUGAUCUUGUCUUCUCUGUCCUCCAUCACCGGCGGCUGGGCAACAAUGGCGACCAACAUACCCGACUUCACACGGUAUCUCAAAUCAGACAAGGGUGUCUACUGGCAAGUUGCCUUUUUGCCAGGCAUCCAGCUCAUGCUGGGACUCUUCGGCAUCAUCUGCUGCUCUGCUUCCAAGGUUGUUUAUGGAAAGUACAUGUGGGAUCCUCUCGAAAUUGCUUCUCACUGGGACGGCCCCUCUGGUCGGGCUGGCGCCUUCUUUGUAGGGCUCUGCUGGGUAGUAGCCCAGAUUGGUACCAAUCUUUCUGCCAAUGUCAUCAGCUGUGCCAACGACAUCAUGUGUCUUUGGCCCAAGUACCUCAACAUCAGACGUGGAGUUAUUAUCACGACAGUAAUUGCGGGCUGGGUCAUGCAACCUUGGAAGAUUAUCCACUCUGCUCAGUCUCUCCUCGCAUUCAUGGCGGGAUUGGGGAUUUUCCUGGCACCGAUUGCAGCAAUGCUCAGCGCAGACUACUGGGUUGUACAAAAGCAAAUGUAUGACAUUCCGGGCCUAUACCGAGCACAUGGAAGGUACCGGUUCAACAAAUGGGGUACGAACUGGAGGGCAGCGGUGGCAUUCUUGAUCAGUGUCGUGCCCAGCAUCCCUGGGAUGGCUGCCUCUGUUGACCCGUCGAUCAAAGGCACGAUUGGGGACGCCGAUAAGCUUUAUUUCAUGUUUUAUUUCUGGGGAUACACAAGUGCGUUUUUGGUAUAUAUUGGCCUGAGUUAUUUUUUUCCUGCUCCAGAGACACAUAUUGCCGCAACGAUUUAUGAAGAUUCGGACAUCAUCUCAGCCGCGGAGGGUUUUGACAAGGGCGAUUCCGAGCUCGGGGAUGAGAAAAAGAUGGGUGAGAAAGAGGUUCAUUCCCAACGACGAGUCCCCUCAACCAGGGAGGUCAUCCCGGGCGCGCCGGUCAAUAUCGUGCUCAAAGUUGACCAGCCCACAGGUCGCACCGUGUCUGGACUUGUCAAGGAUGUGCUGACCAAAGGGGAACAUCAUCGCGGCAUCAAGGUCAGGCUUGUUGACGGUCGCGUCGGGAGAGUACAGAGCAUGGCAUCUUCACCAACAUCAUCAACCGCUGGCGCUGGCGGCGAUGACGCGCUACCAGACCAGGGAGCUCCAACAACCGAGUUUGACAUCAGAGAGAGAGGUGGACGUAGGGGGAGGGGAAGAUAUCAUACUGGGCCGACAGAUUGGCGGGAAGAGGAAAGACCCUCGGAACAGGUUGGACUGGAUGCUUACAUCAAGCCCGCCAAACCAAAGCGUGGAGGAAAAAGAAGCGAGUCAGCGACAGCAACUGCGGACACUGCACAGUCAUUCGACGAAUUCUCUGUGGCGGGGCAGCAGACAUCCACUUGUCCUGUUUGCAACGACUUCAAUGGAGAUGCAACAGCCAUUGCGCACCAUGUGGCUAGCCAUUUCGAUGAUUAA
Podospora pseudocomata is the source of this 2474-nucleotide messenger RNA. RefSeq lists its product as uncharacterized. Gene Ontology annotation, molecular function: nucleobase transmembrane transporter activity. Gene Ontology annotation, cellular component: plasma membrane. The transcript has 5 exons. NCBI's taxonomy places the organism in Eukaryota, Fungi, Ascomycota, Sordariomycetes, Sordariales, Podosporaceae. Gene Ontology annotation, biological process: transmembrane transport; nucleobase transport. The record is from RefSeq and is a predicted model, not a curated record. Bases 207 to 2474 code for a protein of 755 amino acids.